ACCCGGAGUUUUUGUCGUCUCACCUAUUCAACGAUCAAUUAACUUCAUAAAAGUCUGAGGGUGGAUGUUCUGCUGCUGCUAACAGGUCCUCCGCAGUGCGAGGAGGCGCCUCGGAGGAGCAGCGGCCAUGUUGUCGGCGGAGGAGAUCCUGUGCAACACGCAGCAGGUGAUCGCCGGGCUGGAGGCGCUGAGGGGGGAGAACCGCGGCCUCCUGGAGAGCCUGCAGGAGGCGUCUCAGAGCGGCGGUGUGGAGCAGGAGAAGAGCGGCAUCAUCCGGCAGUCGCUGGAGAGGAUCGAGCUGGGCCUGAACGAGGCGCAGGUGAUGAUGGCGCUGUCGGCUCAUCUCGGGUCGCUGGAGGCUGAAAAACAAAAGCUGCGAGCUCAGGUGCGUCGUCUCUGUCAGGAGAACCAGUGGCUGAGGGACGAGCUGGCCGGCUCUCAGCAGCGGCUGCAGGACAGCGAGCAGGAAGUCGUCACCCUGGAGGAGCAGAACAGACACCUGCAGUUCAUGUCCUCCAUACGCAAAUACGACCAGGACGAGUCGCCUCUGGAUGACAGGAACUCCUCCUCCAACAAGGAGACUUUGGAUGACCUGUUUCCUGCUGAGGAUGAGGAGCAGUCACAGAUGUCCCAGCCUCACCACAGCAGCGCGGCGGCCGCGGCUCAUCAGGGCGGGUACGAGAUCCCCGCCCGCCUGCGAACGCUCCACAACCUGGUGAUCCAGUACGCGUCUCAGGGUCGGUACGAGGUCGCCGUUCCCCUCUGCAAGCAGGCUCUGGAAGACCUGGAGAAGUCCUCUGGCCACACCCACCCUGACGUGGCCACCAUGCUGAACAUCCUGGCGCUGGUGUACAGAGAUCAGAACAAAUACAAAGAGGCAGCAAACCUGCUGAACGAUGCCUUGGCCAUCAGGGAGAAAACUCUGGGAGUUGACCAUCCGGCUGUGGCAGCCACACUCAACAACUUGGCCGUUCUUUAUGGCAAAAGAGGAAAAUACAAAGAAGCUGAGCCUCUUUGUAAACGAGCUCUGGAGAUCAGAGAAAAGGUUCUGGGCACGGACCACCCUGAUGUGGCCAAGCAGCUGAACAACCUGGCUCUGCUGUGUCAGAACCAGGGGAAGUACCAGGAAGUGGAGCAGUACUACGAGCGGGCUCUGCAGAUCUAUCAGAGCCGACUGGGUCCAGACGACGCCAACGUAGCCAAGACCAAGAACAACCUGGCCUCCUGUUACCUGAAACAAGGGAAGUACAGACAAGCUGAAGCUCUUUACAAGGAGAUUCUGACCCGAGCUCACGACAAGGAGUUCGGAUCUGUGGAUGGUGACGGCCGUCCCCGCUGGUCCGGCGUGGAGGACAGUGGGUCCGCUCAGGACGGGCUGAAGCGCAGCAGCUCCUUCACCAAACUCAGGGAGUCGAUCCGGAGGAGCAGCGAGAAGCUGGUCCGUAAGCUGAAAGGAGUCGGGAUGGAGGAAACCCCGAGGAAUGCUGGGAUGAAGAGGGCGAACUCUCUGAAUGUUCUUAAUGUUGGAAGCAGAGAGAGUCAGGAUGGAACCCAGGUGAGUCGUUUGACGGACAGUCGAGGUCUGAGCUCCAGCACUCAGAGCCUGACGAGGAGAGGCUCACUCGGUGGGACCAGAUAACACACAAACACGUCCAAAUUUAACUCUUUGUAAAGAAAAACCGGAAGGAUGUUCAAACGCUGAGAAAAUCUGCUGCUCAUAACGAGACCAAAAAAACUUUAGAAAGAAGAUCAAUGUUAUGUUAAAAACAUUUUAAUAAUGUCUUAUUUGUUUUUAACAUUUAGAAAAGUUUGUCACACGUUGAAUCCUUACAUUCCUGGAUUAUAAAUGUGGAUUUUAAAAAAAGGCAAAUGAAACAUUCUUGUUAAUGAAAGAGCAGGUUGAAGCAAAUAUUUAUAUUUUAUUAAUUAAACCUUAUUUAUUGAAAACAAAGAUUUUCUAAAACAAUCACUUCUUGUAAAAAAAACAGGGAUGAAGUUAGCAAAACACUGAAGUUUUUGUUAAACUGCACAUUUUUAUUCAUUCAUGAGGGAGAAGUCAUGUUUUAACUUUUGAAGGGAUUUUAAACUCUGGAUAGUUUUUCUACAGAAAUGAGUUUAGUUUAGUGAACCACGUUUACAGUAAAGACACUGUGUUGUAGAUGCAUCAGUAUUUAUUUUAUUGUAUUAAAUUUUAUUUAGAGAAUAGUUUGAACAUUUCUGUUGCUCAGUUUUAUAGAGAAGCUUAAAGUCAUGAAAAUUUAAAUCAAACUGACAUUUCUCUUACAUAAAUUGUUCACAUGUCCUUAAAUUAAAUCACUGUGUGUGUUUGUUUACCUACAAAAACAGCCAAAGUGACUGAAAAUAUAAAAACCCAAAGUAAAUGACUAAUUUAGUAAUACUGGAUUAAAAUCUAAAAUUUGUUACAAUAAACAGAACAGUUCAGUUUGAGGAUAAAUUAUUUUGUAUUUGUUGUAACUUUGGUUUGUUUGGAUGACAUCACAUGGUGUAAUUGACAAAGUAAAAAAAAUAAAACGAGCAAAAACUGGAAA
Austrofundulus limnaeus is the source of this 2549-nucleotide messenger RNA. RefSeq names its product kinesin light chain 3 (gene klc3). NCBI's taxonomy places the organism in Eukaryota, Metazoa, Chordata, Actinopteri, Cyprinodontiformes, Rivulidae. Gene Ontology annotation, molecular function: kinesin binding. Gene Ontology annotation, biological process: microtubule-based movement. Gene Ontology annotation, cellular component: kinesin complex; cytoplasm. The record is from RefSeq and is a predicted model, not a curated record.